CCGGUGUCGGCUGCGGUGUCUGGAGGACUGGUUGCGGUUUUGGCUCCUGCGGGAACAGCGCCCUGCUGUUGAGCGGCGAUUCUAGACUGCACCUGAGCAUUCAGGCUGCUGACGUGGCACUGUGUUGACAUGCCCCUUGCUGACGUGGCUCUUGCUGAUGUGGCAGAUGCUCACAUGGCACUUGCUGACGCAGCAGAUGCUGAUGUCGCAAAAGCUGACGUGGCACUUGCUGACGCGGCACUCACCCAGCCGAGAGAAAACAAGAACAGUGACCAGUUUGUGAAGGCAUGCAGCCCACUUCCAAUCGAUAAUGGCAGACGCCAACUCCCCCUGGAGAACAGAAAGAGAGGAAGAUCAGGAGAGAUGGGUCUUGUCAAGGAGAUGGAGCUGGAAAAUGAGGGGAGGAGGAGGGAGAUGAUGCUGGCAAGGAGAGAGUUCCAAGGUGGUUGCCACCCUCUGUCUUUGCAGGUCCUUCCGGUGCAGCAGGCCUAUGACUCCGCGGAGCAUAUGCCGAACACUCGUCACAGAUUAGUGAAAGAAAAGGAAAAGCGCCCGUGGGAGCAACAUGGGCGUCUAUUGCCAUCUCCUGUUUUUGUGGUUGUGAAUGAGGGGGAAGCGGACGUGCCUGCCGUGGAAGAGUUCACACCAACAGGCUGCAAGUUUGCCCCUAGGCCACUGAUGGAAGAUUGUGAUGAGGAGGGAAUGCCUUCUGUUCAAGAGCUGGUGGAAGAAGACUGGCCAUUGCGGGGUGAGCAGAAGCGCUCUGAGAAUGUUGUUGCUUCGGAACAUGGUCCUGCUCUCCAGCAGGAGGCCCUGCAUGAUGGGGACAGUGGUGUGGGGAUAACAGAUGAGAGACAACAUCUGAGUGCUGGAAAUGAACAGAGACAUGUUCAGCUGCUUGCAGAGGAGGCAGUAAUCAGCCUCAGUCAGGAGGCCAAAGAGGGAGAGGCAGUACUGCCGCUAACCACUGCCGGGGUGGAAGGAGAAGACAGUGAGAAGUCGGAGGAGAAAUGGCUGGUCAUGACCUUUGCUAGCGAGGGCGAGAGCUGUUUGGCACCGAGAGGGGAUAUGCCUCGGAUUGCAGAUGAAGAAGAGUCACAGACACAGUUAAGUUUUGGAUCACGGAGGAAUGCGGCAAUACUCUCCUGUGCUGGCAGCUCCAUUGACACCCUGGUGGUGAAGCAAGACACAGAGGAAGUGGAUUUUGGUGAUGAUAGCUUCAGCAUGGUUAUUACUGACCUCACCAAAGUCAUGGGGAAAGCAGUGCCAGAGGACCAAGGUGAAGGCAAUUUCACAGGGGAAGUGAUCGCAAGGGAGGAGGAGAGGGUGCAGUCAAAGCAUGUGAAGCAGGACAUGAAAGUACCGCUGCAGAUCCAGGAGGAAACAGCGGCACAGGAAGGGCAGGACAGGGAGGAGCACAGUGAGUCGCAAGUGGUGAUGAAGGAAGCGCAAGGGAAGGGACAUAUCAGUAAAUUGACACCUGCAGACGUGAAAUUGCCAGUUUAUGAAGGAGGCGCUCUGGUUGAGAAUGAACGCUCGGUUAUCAGCCAGGAUCGUAAACUGGUUUCCCGUGAGCUUCAUCGUGGAUGUAAUGAUUGCAGUGCUGAAGAAGAGGCUGAUGGGAAACCCUCACUUACCAUUCUGGAUCAAUUUGAAGCAGAAGCAGUCUAUCCUGUUGUUGGCGAAGACGCAGAAAGCAUGACCGACAGCAACAAGAUGAAUGCGGCCAACAUCCUCUCUUCAUCUGCCUUCUUCUCGGACAUCGACACGAGUAUGAACGCUGAUGAGGUGUUGGCCGUGCCAGAUGAUGGCACACCGGAAUUGCAGGCCGAAUUGUCACUGUUUGGUUUCUCCGUCCUUUCUGAGGAGGAGGUCAUGGAGGCAAUCCAGGUGGACGAGAACGACUUUGAGAAAGAAAUGGUUGAGGUCUCUAUGAUCUCCGUGGAGGAGGAGGAGGAGGAGGAGGAGGAGGAGGAGGAGGACGGCGAGGAGGAAGAUGCAGAUGGUGAUGAGCUCUUGGAGUGCACGGAAGUGGGAACUGCAGUUAUAGACACCAAUGUAUCCUUCCCAGAAUCAAGGAUCUUCUGUCCUAUAGCACAGGGAGGGGAGGUCAAUCGAGCAAUAGAGCUAAUUGGCCAUGCUGCCGAAUGCCAAGCUAUGGGGGUCGAUGAUGUUGCCAUCGAAAAAAGCGCUCCAGUUUCAUCUGUGGAAAAGAGUGCGCCAAUCUCAAGUGUUGAUGUUGCGAGUUUAGAUCAACUGGCAGAAUGUGCCACCAUGUUGGCCAACCCAGAAAUUGAUAGUGGGAAAGUGGAUGUGAUCUUUCAAUUCGUUGGAGGGCGCUGCAGCUCUCCUAAGGGUUUGCGGGCCAGUCGGUUCCCGAAUGAAACAGGAGUGCUCACGACUGAACAAACCACGAGGAUGACAUCUGUACACGAGUCCUUUUGGCCCAGGGGUGACCCCGAUGGCUGUGAGCAGAAUAAACAGGUCAGGGUGGAUCUCUCUCUCUCUCCCUCCAGUGAUCCUUUUGUGCCAGUUUGCGAAGUGGACACAUCUUCCUUUGUUCUGGAUGGUGAGUCGGAUAGAGACAAAGAUGGCUGUAGCUGUUUAUCUGAUAACGGCGAAGAAACAGAAGAAAUAUCGAGUGAAUUGCCUUUCAUGCAUUUGAAAACCGGAACCCCUGUUUUGGGUAAAAAUUCUUCUAGUAAGAAAAGGCAACAGGUCUUGGAAGAAGAUGAAUCAGAUAUGGACUGGGUCUGUUCCAUUGAGGCACACCUUAUGCAGUUGGGGGCAGAGAAGAAGGAGACUGGGAGCUGUGAAGAAGCUGUGAUCUCUGUGACCUCUGUCCAUGGUGGAAAUUUGAAAAUGAGGCACACUUCAUAUUACGAGGAGGAGAAACAGUUAAGAGAUGAGGGCCGAGUUGUACCAUUUGCGAUGUCUGUUGCCUCAGGCCAGGGUACAGUGAUGCGGAAGGAAGAGGAGGAACUCAGUGCUGUGGAGGAAUCUGCACGCAGUUGCUUAUCCUUUGAUGACAAUGAGGAGGAGGACGGAGGGGAGAAGGACAUGGGAGCAGAAAGUACCUCUCCUUUUGCUCUUGAUGGCAAGAAUGGCUGGACGACGCCCAAGUUGGAGGCACCGGAGGAGCAGGCCGAGGAUUUAUUUUCUCAAGGAGAGGACCUUGGGUUGCGGCCGGGUGAGAAUGGUGGAGAUGAUGACCGUGAUGGUGCAGAUGGAAGUGUGCUUCCGUUAAAUGUGGCUAAGGAUGUGCCAAUCAGAAGGGAUGGCAGCAAUUCUUCUAAAGCCUCCUCCAUUCGCUAUUCAGAGCAACCGAUACAAGUCUCUCUUUCUCCUACUCCUCGGAUGUGUGCAGUACCUUGUGAAGUGCGAACGUAUGCAACUGAUUCCUGGGAGGCUUCUGAGGGGAAAAACCGUUCAGCGGAUGAAGACAUGUGCUCCAGAGCACCCAGCAAUGAUGAAGUGCUGCACUCUGAAAGGGUGGGGGAAAAAGAGCGACAGAUGGACUCAACAAGGUCUACCUCCUCAGCAUGUGGAUGCUCCCUACCUCAGCCAGAGGUGGCUGACAAGCAGUUGAGGGGGGAUGGAAGCAAGCCAGAUGAUAGUGGGAAUGACCUCGGGAUGGAUAGUGAGAGUAUGAAACACAUGGAAACAGAUGCUGCGCCGAUUCUGAGGCAUCCAGAAUCUAUCGAGGUGCUGGAUCAUUUACGGGAAGUCGCAAAGUCGUGGGAUAGUGGCAGAGACACAGCCAAAAAUGAUGUCCAUAUUCAGAAGCAGCAAAUCAUGAACCAUGAUAGACAUGAAAACAGUGGUGAUAACGACGAUCAAAUGGUUUCUGGCAGAAACGCGAUGGCUAAGGUGCACGAGACCACGAGGAGGCAGCAAGAUCAGCAGCAGGCUGUCACAUCAAUGUACUCACCGUCUGCCUGCUCGACAGCGUCUAGUUGCGGUACGCAUGAUUCUCUGGCUUGCGCAGACGGAACCCAUUAUGAAGAAGGGAGGUGGGAUGAUUCUACCUCUGCUGUUAGUGGUGGCGAUGCCAUUGACAAAUUCUCCUUCUGGAGGAAAAAGAGCAAGGGAGCUGCUACAUCGCCUUUGCAACCUAAGUCUGGCAGCCUUUGUGUGAAUGUGGGGAGGGCCCCAAGGGAGAAGGAUUCCGCCACUCCAGCCUUGUGCGGACUUCUUGGUAGAAGGUUUGGGAAACAGCAGCCUAAUGUUCUGUCUGUUCUCUGCCAUAGUGGGGAGCCAGAGAGGCCUGCGGGCCACCGGGCUCAGGUCACUAUGGGAAGUGGGAAUGGAAAGGAGAACGCUGUUUUGCGGGAUGGGAAUGCUUUGGCGGAAGAAACCAGCGUGUCCACGAGUGUUAUGACCGAAGAAAUCUCCAAAUCGACACACUGGACUGAUCCAAAGGUCAAGCUCAGCAGAGCAAUCAGGUGCUCAAUUACAGCCGCUGCUGUGGCAGUUAAACCCCCAACACCCAAAAUGUCCGCAGGCUCAAAGAACAGUGUUGUCAUCUACGGGUUGUUUGAUGAGGAGGAUGAUCCAACGGCCCAUCCUCGCCUUGAGGAGGAAAAGCAACCCAUUGUCAGAACGCCAACGCGAGUUGGCGUCAGCGUCCGCAACCUUGUCAAAGCUUGGGAGAAGGAGGUUAAGACAGACGAUUCUACUCCUGUUCACAACAGUUUGUGCAAGCAAGUGAGCAGUGUCGUGUGCCGAUGCGGUGAUAUGAUUUUGCACCUACGGGUUUUCACAGCAACGUAUCGCAUUCCUGACGCUGCCGUGGUUUUGGAACUAUGCUUUGACUGCAAUACUGCAAAGUCAUCCGAUCCAUUAAGUUCUCGCAAGCUACAUGUGCAUGGGCUUUUCCUGAGGUGUUGGGCGAUUGCGAUGCAACUCAAGUGGGCUUGGUUGGAGUCGAGGCUAGCUCUCAACUGCCUGUGCAUUGUCUCGGCCGUAGUGGUUAAGAUACUUGUCUCUUGUGGCCAAGGUCGCCGGUUCAAACCCAUACUUGCACGGCGGAGGGCUUAUAGGCCUAUUUGUGCGGAUCAUGAACUGCUGAACUGCAUUGAAGACUGGAGACUCAGUGAAGAGUUCUACCUGUGUUUCUUCGUGAAGGGUGGCAAAAUGGUUCUGUGUCUGCUUUUUGCAGUAAUGAGCAGCGUUUCGAGAUCGGUUCUCUCCUUGCUGACAACUGGACACCAUGAGUGCAAUUGCGAGGGCGAACUCUGGAGACCGAGAUGAUGCCAUGGCAUUCCAUCGCAUCAGUACGGGGGAAAGGAUGUUUUCCUUCCACAAGUUGGAAGUUACAGUGGCCUCCGACUCUC
Messenger RNA from Chara braunii, 5336 nucleotides. Lineage: Eukaryota; Viridiplantae; Streptophyta; Charophyceae; Charales; Characeae. The record is from the annotation of a GenBank genome assembly.